AUGGCACAGAUGUCUUCCGAAACGCUAAGAGACGCUAAGAGACGCAAAGGUACGUCUUGGCAGAAGCGUACGCGAAUUGACCAUCUUGUCCUCGAAAUCGACCCUGCCGGGAACAUAAGCCCAACCCUCCGGCUCCCUUGGCCUACACGUUAUCACUUACACCACAUGGUCUCUCGGCUUGGUACCCUCUUCACAAGAACACUCCCAUCCUCAGCCCGGCCUACAUGGUGUUGGCACCUCAGUCGCCAGAAACGAGUGCACACUUCCGAUUCGCCCAACCAUCAAAUCCCGGUCUUCCACAGUGCCAACAGCACCACGUAA
Protopolystoma xenopodis is the source of this 321-nucleotide messenger RNA. NCBI's taxonomy places the organism in Eukaryota, Metazoa, Platyhelminthes, Monogenea, Polystomatidea, Polystomatidae. The record is from the annotation of a GenBank genome assembly.